Molecule: messenger RNA, 1266 nt
Organism: Phytophthora nicotianae INRA-310
Lineage: Eukaryota; Oomycota; Peronosporomycetes; Peronosporales; Peronosporaceae
Exons: 1
Coding region: 142-1083 (313 amino acids)
Cellular component (GO): membrane; intracellular membrane-bounded organelle
Molecular function (GO): heme binding
Source: RefSeq, a predicted model, not a curated record
AUGGACAACCGCACGGCUUUGUGAGUAUAGUUCAAUUUGAUAAAAAGUUGUUGCGUCUUUGUGAGAGGACGAAGGCGACCAACCACGCGUGUUUGGUGUUGGCCCAUUCAGAGACUUGCCACGAAGAGCACUUGGACGAAGAUGGACGUAAUGACGAUGGAGCACCUGGCGCCCAGCAAGAAGAAUCUGCUGCUGACACCCAAGUGCGAAGUCGUCGCGGGAGAGACGCCAAGCGGAGGCUUCUGCCCCGACCCAGUGUUAUUCCCAGCGGACAAGGCGCAGGGGCUCUCGGUCUGCGAAGACUCUGCCUCCAGCUCCAUGGGCGCGUGCUACCCGAAAUGUAUGGGCACUGUCGAUGACCAAAUGGUGCUUCCUGGCGCACAGGCCAAGCGAUCGGCCUCCGCUGCGAUGGAAUCGACGCUGUACGAGGCGGAGCUGGUGGCCAAGAUGCAGACGUUCGACCUGGAAGAGCUCGGUCUGGCCGCAGCCUCGCAGGCCUCGCAUAAGAAGCAGGAAAAGAGUAUCAUCGUGGACUAUGAGGACAGCGACGGAGAACACCUCGAACUACGCCCCAAGGAGGCCACGUGUGCCCCCAGCGCCUGUGCACCAGUACUGACGGGCGCAGAAUCGAAUAAUGCGCGUCACACGCGUCGUCGCUCGCGUUGCGGCAGCUCAGAGGUAGCAGCAACCGGCAGUUUGAGGGGGAAGAGUGUGAUCUUCGAGAAGAACAUCAAGUCCGUUGAGCCUGAGUCGCCUAACACCUCAGACACAGAUGCAGAGGAGGAAAUGCGCUGCUCCAAGGUGCACAAACUCUGCAUGUGCGAGGUGAAGCUGCAUCGAUCGCUGGAAUCGUGUUGGCUCGUGUGCAGCGGCCAAGUAUAUGACGUCACGGGGCUCGUGACUGCCCAUCCUGGUGGUGUGCGCUCAAUACUUCGCAAGGCUGGCGGCCCGGACUGUGCACGGGAUAUGAAAUUCCACACCAAGAACGCUCGUAAAAUGAUGGAGAAAUGUUUCAUUGGGAAGCUCCAGCAGUGCGGCGACGACGUCGACUGCUCCGGUGAAGCCAACUGCAGCAUUAUGUAGCCAAUGCGAGUAGAACAAGAGUAGAUCUAGACGUAGGAAGCAGGCGAGACAGACACAUUGCCGCGUCUUCUUUCUGUAUAAUUUAACCAAGCGCAAGGCACAAGCGGCAACUGGGAAAUCACACAUAUUUUUUUAUUUACUGCCAAAAGAAACUGAGCAAAAUUUCCACUUUUGCAACUCGAU